AUGGAUAUGGACACUUCUAAUCUAAACGAGAUUUCUAAAGUUGAAAAUUUAACUAGAUUAGUAUUUAGUGGAAGUAAAGGUAUACAAUUUCAAUUUACUGCUACCGGUCUCGAAGGAAAAAUUACACCAUCUGAUAUAUUUUUUGCUAUAAUUGGUGAUAAUGUUAUACAAUUAAUGGUAACAGAAACAAAUCGUUACGCCAAUUAUAUGAGAAAUUCUAAGAAAUUUACACAAUCAAGUAGAAUAAAUAGAUAG
This is a messenger RNA of Rotaria sp. Silwood1, 255 nucleotides long. The record is from the annotation of a GenBank genome assembly. Lineage: Eukaryota; Metazoa; Rotifera; Eurotatoria; Philodinida; Philodinidae.